Messenger RNA from Plectropomus leopardus (leopard coralgrouper), 2627 nucleotides. Its product is annotated as voltage-gated potassium channel subunit beta-2. The record is from RefSeq and is a predicted model, not a curated record. Gene Ontology annotation, molecular function: transmembrane transporter binding; potassium channel regulator activity; voltage-gated potassium channel activity. NCBI's taxonomy places the organism in Eukaryota, Metazoa, Chordata, Actinopteri, Perciformes, Serranidae. Gene Ontology annotation, biological process: potassium ion transport; regulation of potassium ion transmembrane transport. Gene Ontology annotation, cellular component: voltage-gated potassium channel complex; membrane; cytoplasm.
CCACAUUGCUUGUGUGUCGUGAACAUUUUUGGAGCCUCUGGGAAAUACGGAAAAGAAAAAAAAGUCGGACCCUUAACUGAAAAAAAGAUGCUGAGGGAGAGCCAAAAGGCGGCACCGCGCGUUUGAAAUGCCUGAUUUUGGGGCCAGUGUGCCGGUGUUUUUUCCCCAAAUGCGUGCACCGUGAGAUUCUGUCGAAUAACGGGAGACCUGCACAGCUGCUGCCGGUAUGUGAGCGACUUCACACACUGAAGGUAAUAUUUAAAAAAAAAACGGCUCUGGUGUUUGCUCUUGAAUUUCUGUUUCCUCUCUCUCUCUCUUUUUCUCUUGCAUCAAUUUGAUGCUGCGUGAGGCUGCUGGGCGAUGAUGCAUCGGUGGGGUUUGACUGUAUGAAUUCGCAUCUUAUAAUUUUUUAUUUUUUUUACCCUGCUCGGACUAUGUAAAUUCGCAAUCAGUAUUUAAUUUUUGCUGAGCCACCUUUGCGACAAAAAAAAGACCAUGCCUUAUUUCGACGCGAGGUGCGAGGAUGCCUGUAGCUGUGAUUGUGUCAUUGCUGCGGCACACUCCGGAGCUCCUCGGCUCAAGACAACUAACCUCAGCUGAAGAGAAGACAGCCAGCUAUCAAGUGCUCCACCACCACCCCGACGUAAGCCAUACGAUCCCCGUGCAUGUAUGUGGGAGAAGGCCGAGGUGCUGUUGACUCUCUCCAGGGAGGCUUCUGUUGCUCUGAGGUUUUUGGGGCUUCCCAUCAACUGCCACAUCCCCAAAUCCGUCUGAGGACUGCUGUGAGCUUACAAGCUUCCUGAUGAUUUUUGGAGGGCAGCCCUGAUGCAUCUUGCGAGUGUGAAAACUCAGAGAGCCCUUUUGCCAGGUUUGCAUCACCACCAGACAGGAGACGGAGCAGACGGUAACUCUGUGUGUGUCAUGUUAGAGGCUGGACUCCUGCCUGCUCCCUCCAGCUCUCAGCCAAAAUCUCUGACCUGCCCUGUCUGAGGCCCCCUUUUUGUACGAGCAUCACUGCAGCCACAACAGCACAAAACAGUAUCAACCAUCAGUUUGCAGACAUUACUGUUACUGUCGCUCUAUCAAAAUAAGAGCCCCCGGAAACCAGGGUCAGGAUGCAGGUGUCUUUCGCCUGCACUGAGCACAACCUCAAGAGUCGCAGUGAGGACCGACUUUGUGGCCUUCGCACUGCUCCACCUCCUGGGGGAAGCAGUGGAGGAGUAGGGGGAGGCGGUGGAGGAGGAGGCGGUGGAGGUGGUGGUGGUAGCGGAGGAGGAGGAGGUGGAGGUGGCAGUGGAGGAGGUAGCGGACAAGGGAGUAAUGGCAACUACAUGUCCCAAGGCUCGGUCAAGACCAGGGAGGGUCCCGGGUCCCGGCAGACUCCACAGGGCCAUGCCCACAUGAAGGAGGCCAUCGGGCGCCACACCAGUAUGAAGUACAGGAACCUGGGGAAGUCAGGCCUUCGUGUUUCCUGCCUCGGGUUGGGCACCUGGGUGACAUUUGGAUCGCAGAUCUCUGAUGAGAUGGCGGAGAACCUGAUGACCAUAGCUUAUGAAAACGGAGUGAACCUGUUUGACACGGCAGAGGUGUACGCCUCUGGAAGAGCGGAAAUCACUCUAGGGAACAUUAUCAAGAAGAAAGGAUGGAGGCGUUCAAGUUUUGUCAUCACAACAAAAAUCUAUUGGGGCGGCCAAGCAGAGACAGAGAGAGGACUCUCCAGAAAGCACAUAAUUGAAGGUUUAAGAGGAUCCUUAUCAAGACUCCAGCUAGAUUAUGUGGAUAUCGUUUUUGCCAACAGAAACGAUGUCAACAGUCCAAUGGAAGAGAUUGUACGGGCCAUGACAUUUGUAAUAAAUCAGGGUAUGGCCAUGUACUGGGGAACCUCACGCUGGAGCGCUAUGGAAAUCAUGGAGGCAUACUCAGUGGCACGCCAGUUCAACCUGAUCCCGCCUGUGUGUGAGCAGGCAGAGUAUCACUAUUUUCAGAGGGAUAAAGUGGAGGUGCAGCUUCCCGAGCUCUACCACAAGAUUGGUGUUGGAGCAAUGACCUGGUCCCCACUUGCUUGUGGAUUAAUCACAGGGAAGUACAGUGAUGGUGUGCCAGAGUGCUCCAGAGCGGCAAUGAAGGGAUACCAGUGGCUGAAGGAGCGAGUGAACAGUGAAGAGGGCCGCAGGCAGCUCGCUAAAAUCAAGGAGCUCCAUCUACUGGCAGACAGACUGGGCUGCACUGCUGCACAGUUAGCCAUAGCCUGGUGUCUGCGCAGUGAGGGAGUCAGCUCAGUACUUCUGGGUGUUUCUAAUACAGACCAGCUACUUGAGAACCUGGGUGCCCUACGGAUUUUAUCCCAAAUGACCCCUCAAACCAUUACCGAGAUUGAUGCCCUGCUGGGAAAUAAGCCACACUCCAAGAAAGAGCUGCGCGCCUGAAUGAUGCAAAUCUGAGUGACAGAUGAUGUUUCGAGAAGACGAAGAAGACAAUGACAUUGGGAAACAUCGCUUUUUGCUCUGCUGUAUACUCAACAACUUGCAUGUCCUCGGCAACAUUAUGCUUCCAGUAUGUGCGCAUAUCCAUUUUGCGCAGUACAUUGUAUCAUGUAUUAAAAAAAAAAGAUCUCUAUCGUAAAAAAA